Molecule: messenger RNA, 1567 nt
Organism: Paramisgurnus dabryanus
Lineage: Eukaryota; Metazoa; Chordata; Actinopteri; Cypriniformes; Cobitidae
Gene: pcbp2
Product: poly(rC) binding protein 2
Molecular function (GO): RNA binding
Source: RefSeq, a predicted model, not a curated record
GGUGAGAGGUGAUCUUGUUGUCUUUUGUAAGAGUGGAGCUCGAUCAAGCAGCCGUGUCUUCCCUCUUCCCCGAAUCCUUUCAAAACUCCCUCCCGAACCUCCCGAACCUUCCCCUCUUACCCUCCGGACCCUUCACCCCUUCCCGGAGCGCGCAUCAGCAGGUUGAUCAUCUGUGACCAAAGAUCCAGAGCUCGACUCAUUGAUCAUCAUGGAUUCUGGUGUGAUUGAAGGAGGACUCAAUGUCACUCUCACUAUCAGACUUUUAAUGCAUGGCAAGGAAGUGGGCAGCAUCAUUGGAAAGAAAGGUGAAUCUGUGAAGAAGAUGCGAGAGGAGAGUGGUGCCCGUAUCAACAUUUCUGAAGGGAACUGCCCUGAACGCAUCAUCACCCUGGCUGGUCCCACCACGGCCAUCUUUAAAGCCUUCUCUAUGAUCAUCGAGAAACUGGAAGAGGACAUCAGCAGCUCUAUGUCCAACAGUACGGCCACAUCGAAGCCCCCGGUCACACUGCGCAUUGUAGUGCCGGCAAGUCAGUGUGGCUCCCUGAUUGGCAAGGGUGGCUGUAAGAUCAAAGAGAUCAGAGAGUCUACUGGAGCUCAGGUUCAGGUGGCUGGUGAUAUGCUGCCCAACUCGACUGAAAGGGCAAUUACUAUUGCUGGGACUCCAUUGUCCAUCAUCGAGUGUGUCAAACAGAUCUGUGUGGUUAUGCUGGAGUCUCCUCCUAAAGGGGUUACCAUCCCUUACAGGCCCAAACCCUCAGGAUCGCCUGUCAUCUUUGCAGGAGGACAGGCCUAUGCGGUGCAGGGACAACAUGCCAUUCCUCAGCCUGAUCUCACUAAACUUCAUCAGUUGGCGAUGCAGCAGAGCCCGUUUCCUUUGGCUCCCAGUAGUCAAGGCUUUACUGCUGGUAUGGAUGCUACUGCACAGACAGGCUCUCAUGAACUGACCAUUCCAAAUGAUUUGAUCGGCUGCAUCAUUGGCCGCCAAGGCGCGAAGAUCAACGAGAUCCGUCAGAUGUCUGGGGCACAAAUCAAGAUUGCCAACCCGGUGGAAGGUUCGACUGACCGGCAGGUGACCAUCACUGGUUCACCUGCCAGCAUCAGUCUUGCCGAAUACCUAAUCAAUGCACGACUGUCAUCCGAGGCGACGGGACUGGCCACUAACUGAUGCUCCCUGCCCUCCCCACUGCCCAUUUUCCUCCUCCAUCAUCAUCUUCAUCACACAUGUACACUCUCUUAAGUGCAAAAAGAAACCCAAGUAUUCUCAGCCUAUCCUUUCCUUUCACCCAUCCAAGCUAUGCUUCAUGGAUAUACACAAGUAUUUUAUUUAUUUAUUUCAUGGAAAUGUUUUUAAAAUCCCUUUGCGUAGAGUUUUUAAUGUCUUUUUUUCUUUGAUGCAUAUUCUGUCAGUUAACAUUAUUGUAAGAAAGUGACAGUGGAGAUAGUGGAAAAAUCUGAAAAGACAGGUGUUUUUAUGUCAGAUUUUUCUUAUAAAAACUGAAACAAAAAACAAUAAUAAAAAAGAGCAACUAAAACUAUGAUAGAUCGACCGCUUUCCCUGUAUCAAACA